Molecule: messenger RNA, 1542 nt
Organism: Scheffersomyces stipitis CBS 6054
Lineage: Eukaryota; Fungi; Ascomycota; Pichiomycetes; Serinales; Debaryomycetaceae
Gene: BFR2
Product: rRNA-processing protein
Exons: 2
Biological process (GO): maturation of SSU-rRNA from tricistronic rRNA transcript (SSU-rRNA, 5.8S rRNA, LSU-rRNA)
Cellular component (GO): nucleus; nucleolus
Source: RefSeq, a predicted model, not a curated record
UUUCCACACCAAAGCAUUUCAUACAAUCGAAGCAUGGCCAAGAAGACGUUGGCAGAACAGAUCGCGGAGUUAACCGCUCCAAAGACAGACUUUGAUAUAGAAGACAACGAUCUUAAGCAGGAUGUCUUUGCAAAUGAGAACGAAGAGAGCGGAGCCUCCGAUCAGGAAGACGACUCUUUGCGGAACGAGCAUUACGUGGCGGUUUCAAAGUCGAAGUUGAGAGAAAAGAAUAGUAGUGUGAAUUUGGGCAAGAAGUACAACGGAAGCGUUGCCAGUAGAAGUGACUUAUAUGGCGAUGGAGAUGAAAAUGAUGAAGAAGAUGAAGAAGAUGAAGACGAUGAUGAUGAAGACGAUGAUGAUGAAGAUGAAGAUGAAGAUGAAGACGAUGAUGAACUUGAAGAAAAUGAAGACGAAGAAAACGAUAGUGAUUCUGGAGGAGAAGAAGAAUCAGACGAAGAAACCCAAGACUUGCAAGACAAAAGAUCUAGACUUAAGUCGUUAAUGUCACAAGAAAGAAGUCAUAUUGUCAACAGAUUGUCUCAGUCGGCCACCAAUGACUCCUUGAAAGGAUUUGCCAUUUCCCAGCAGCAUAGCACCUUUGACAAGAUCAUCGAUGCCAGAUUAAAGAUUCAGAAGUCCAUCACCAACGCCAAUUUGUUGCCCCCUAACUCUGAUACCUUGUCCAACAGCGAUAUUUCUAGUAAGAAAACGUCAAAAUACUUGCUGAAAGCCAAGGAGGAUGUUUUUGCAUUACUUGAGAGCAUAAUGUCUUUAAGAUCUGAGCUACUCAAAAAAGACAACAUCACCGCAGAGCCUGUAGUCUAUAACCCCAGAAAGAGGUCUCUUGAAGAGUUCUCUAACACCACAGAAAAAUUUGAUAGCAUUUUAGACAAGUUCCGUUCUGGAGCAUUGACAAAGUGGUCAGCUAAAGUGCAGAAUGCCUCUGGAGCCACAGCCAUCAAUGCUGGAAAGUUCAAGUCUAUUAACCAGUCCUUUGAACAACAAGUAUCCAACAAUUUGGCUGACAUGGAACGCUUGGUGAAACGUACAAAGUUAAACAGAAGACAAAUAUCACCUCUAGGCUACGAAUACUAUAAAUCUACCAAAGAAGAGACUGGAGAGGAUGAUAAUGAUAAUGAUGAAGAAGACGAAAACCCAGACAUUCCCAGAGAACAAACCGAGUCUGCCAAUAAGAAUGCCGAAAUAGACGAGAUCUUUGAUGAUGAAGAUUUUUACAGAGUGUUGCUUAACGACUUGGUGGAUAAGAAGAUUCAAUCCAGUGAUCCUACUUCAGGUAUGACGCUUUCAUUGAGAACAGCUCAGAAGGCUCACAAGAUGAAAAAGAAUAUCGACACCAAGGCUUCUAAGGGAAGAAAACUUAAGUUUCAGGUCCAAGAACAGAUUGCUAACUUCGAGACUCCCAGAGAAAGCUGGAGAUGGGAUGAUAAUCAAAUCGAUGAGUUUUUUGCUUCUUUGUUGGGCCAGAAGGUGAACAUGAACGAAAUUGAUGAGCAAGACAAUGAAGAAGCUGAGAGUGAAGAC